Messenger RNA from Geodia barretti, 953 nucleotides. Lineage: Eukaryota; Metazoa; Porifera; Demospongiae; Tetractinellida; Geodiidae. The record is from the annotation of a GenBank genome assembly.
CCUCCACAUUCUGUCCUUGAGUUGACGCUGGAAAGAAUCCGCGCUGCGCUGCAAGUUUUAUGCUACUUUAUGCGCAUGCGCAAUUGCGGCAACAAAGAAAACCAGUGGAGCAUGCGCAGUACAGGUGGUGCAAAAGGGAGAUGGCGGCGAGACAGAAAGCCACAGAGAGGACGUUCGAGGCUGGGCCGUGGAAGAUAUCUGUCCGUAAGAGCCACAUCCUCAAGUCGGUGUGCGAGGGAGGGGAGCAGGGAUGCGGGAACGAGCCGUGUCACGUGUGCAGAUUCCAGCGAGAGCUGCGGGCUCUGCCUUCUCUGCCUGAGAUGGUUUUCCCAGACUCUUGGCUGAGACUAGAUCACGUGAGUGGGUGUGGCCUGGCAUUCUAUGCAUUGGAUGCUCUGCGGAGGGUUGACACAACACAGGACUCGCUCAAAGUGGCAGCGGCUGACGACUGGAGACAGUCCAGGGGGCAGAGUCUGGCGAACAUGAAGGGAGUUGUUAAGCCGUUUGACUGGACGUUCACCACUGACUACAGUGGGAAUCUCCUCUCACUGCCCCACACCUCCAUACAGGUGGAAGAGACAAGUGAAGGGAUCGACUACAGCCAACUGAAACAACAGGAGAGAAUACAUUUCUACGAUGAUGUCAUUCUCUACGAGGACGAGCUCGCCGACAAUGGAACUGCUGUACUGAGUGUCAAGAUAAGAGUCAUGGCAAGUGGAUUCUACAUACUGAUGAGGUUCUUUCUCAGAGUCGACGGAGUCAUCGUUAGGCUGAAUGAUACAAGAAUCUACCACCAGGCUGGGACUGACUUCCUCACUAGGGAGAUCUGCUCAAAGGAAGCAAGAAUACCCGACUUGAAGGUUCCAACCUCAGUUUUGACAGACCCUGACAAAUUGAACAAUAUUCUGCCAGGCAACAAAACACUUUUGCACAGACUUAUUCUACCGAAAUAG